CAUCUCGUCAUUGCACCAUGGCGAGCACACGAUAGAUACCAUGCGGCCUCUGUUUCUCAAUAAUGCGGUUUCUUUAUUUGUAGGGCGACUGUAUAGCACGUCUGUGGCUGCUGGACCGCACAAGCCGACGAUCUAUGCGCUCUCGACCGCACCUGGCAGAGCGGCGUUGGGUGUUAUUCGACUAUCUGGUCCGCGGAGUAAACUAAUACUGCAACGACUGACGCGGACAAAUUUCGACCCCAAACCGCGGCUGGCGUCCCUGCGAAGGCUGUACUCUCCUACCGUGUCCUCCGCCGGCUCCGCGACCGAGAUCCUCGACGACGCACUCACGAUCUUCUUCCCCGGCCCCCGCUCGUACACGGGCGAGGACAUAGUUGAGCUGCAUGUACACGGCGGCCGCGCUGUGAUUGCUGCCGUUUUGCGCGCGAUCGCCAGCUACGGCCAGGAUCCGGCGCUCGACUCUGGCAACGACGGCGACGUGGCGCCCGCCGUGCGCUACGCCGAGCCAGGCGAGUUCACGAUGCGCGCGUUUACAAAUUCGAGGUUGGAUUUGACGCAGGUCGAGGGUGUCGGUGGUAUGAUUGAUGCCGAGACCGAGGCGCAGCGGGUCGCGGCGGCGGCGAGCGCGGGCGGGUAUAUGAGACGGGUGUAUAACGGGUGGCAGAGCGAGCUGCUUGAGAUCUCGGGUCUGAUGGCCGCGAUCAUUGAUUUCUCAGAAGAAGGCUAUUUUGACGAGCAAAUGAGCGACACCGGCGUCGACAGCGACAUCUUCGCCGACUCGGUGGCGAAAGUGCGCGGGCUGCUGGAGAGGAUACGAAGGCAUGUCGAGCAGAUCGAGCGGUCGGAGAUCUUACUCGGCGGGAUCAAGCUCGCGUUACUCGGCCCUCCGAACGCGGGCAAGUCGUCGCUUUUGAACGCGCUCGCGAGGCGCGACGCCGCGAUCGUGAGCGAUAUCCCGGGCACGACGCGCGACGUCGUCGAGGUCGGGCUCGAGCUGGGCGGGUAUAAAGUCGUGCUGACAGACACGGCGGGUGUGCGCGGCAGUCUGACGGCGGCGGACGCGAUCGAGGCGCAGGGGAUUGUGCGCGCGAGGCAGAAGAGCGCCGAGGCGGACGUUGUGGUCGUCGUUGUUCCUGCGAUUGUCGAGAACGCGGAGUGGCAUGCUUCUGUCAGGCGCGAGUUGCAGGACGUGUGUAGCGGGAAGAGAGAUCCGCUUGUGCUUGUCGCGGUUAAUAAGAUUGAUCGGCUGGAGGAAUCAGAGGAGGUGCUCGAGGGUGUUUUGCAGAGGUAUGCGCGUGAGUUUGGGGUUGCGCGCGGGAACGUGUUUGGGAUCUCAUGUACGCACGAGAUCGGCCUCUCCGAGCUGACGGAGCGGUUCGCGGCCAGUUUCUCUACAUUACUCUACGGCGACGGCGAGGAGUGGACUACAGCGGAAAGCAGCGCACCAGUAGGCGCGUCUGCGCGGGUGAAGGAGAUCAUCACGCAGGAGGUCGUGCCGGGCCUGACGCGGUUUCUAGAGAACGCGCGGUUGGACGACGUGGUGAUUGCGUCCGAGGAGAUCCGGUACGCGGCCGAGUGUGUGGGGAGGAUCACGGGUGAGUCGAUGAACGUCGAGGAUGUUCUUGGAGUUGUUUUCUCGAGGUUUUGCGUGGGCAAGUGAUGAUGUAUAUAGUAGAAUAGAAACAGUUGACAAAUAUAUUGUUGUAAUC
Messenger RNA from Myxozyma melibiosi, 1709 nucleotides. Its product is annotated as GTP-binding protein TrmE N-terminus-domain-containing protein. Bases 41 to 1660 code for a protein of 539 amino acids. Lineage: Eukaryota; Fungi; Ascomycota; Lipomycetes; Lipomycetales; Lipomycetaceae. Gene Ontology annotation, cellular component: mitochondrion; cytoplasm. Gene Ontology annotation, molecular function: protein binding; GTPase activity; GTP binding. The record is from RefSeq and is a predicted model, not a curated record. Gene Ontology annotation, biological process: tRNA wobble uridine modification; tRNA methylation. The transcript has 2 exons.